This is a messenger RNA of Symbiodinium pilosum, 10329 nucleotides long. The record is from the annotation of a GenBank genome assembly. NCBI's taxonomy places the organism in Eukaryota, Dinophyceae, Suessiales, Symbiodiniaceae.
AUGGACCCUGGGACUUAUGUUCUGUGCUGGUGCGCAGGGAGCAACCUGAACAGCUGCUCUGAGGAUGAAAGCUUCGACUUCUCGCUGGGGUUCCUGGAUGUCUGGGGCCCUACAAUAGCCUCUCACAGGUGUGCAGUGGGGAGCAGUUGCUCGAUUGUCCUUUCUGGCGUCCCAAGCUAUGAGUCGUCCAGCAUAUUGCUGCGGACGGGCGACGUUACCUGCGAAGGAUCCAUUUCUGAGCCUGUAUCGAUGCAAGGCCUGAUCAACCCUCAGCAAGGCCAGGCCACCUCAAGCCUCUCGCUUUACAGCCGUUUCCGCUUCAUCCCACUGAGAGCGCGCAGCGGUAAUGUUGUCCAGCUUGCUGAGCUGGUGCUUUACUUCCAGGGACAGCAGGUAGACUUGCGCGGUGCUGUGGCGCAGCGCUUGCCAGGUGGAGCGGGACCUGCAGAAGAAGAUCCUGCUUUUGCAAUUGAUGGUCGCAGAGCCACGAAAUUUCUGGACUUCCAUGGAACCGGAUUCGAGCUCGCCCUUGCAAGCGGCCGGCAAGUAGAUGCCAUCUCGUAUGUUACCGCCAACGAUGUGCCAGAGAGAGAUCCUGUAGCAUUCAUGCUCGAAGGCUUCUCUGACAGGUGGUCGUUGUUGGCCGCGCCAAGUCGGCUUGCACCUCCAAUGGCACGUCAACAAGAGACGGCCACAGUCCUGGCGACUGCAAAUUUUGACAGCAAUGAGCAGCCCGACCGCAGCAGCAACAAGUUUAUUUCGGUAUUUGCCGUUUGCCACAACGCGUUAGUCUGGAGACGCGUAGCUUGGGCCUGCAGGGAGGGGAGCAGAGGAGUGGUCCACAACGGAUGCCUUCCUGUUGUCAUGGGUAACCUCGCAUUAGACCCCAAAGAUUCCGGAACUAAUGCCGCCCAACAGACCGUGUUUGAGCUGGGCGUGCCCACCGGUGACAGCCCGGGCUUGUCCACAAUUUGCUGGCAGAAAUCCACAGCAUCCACAGGCUUCUCCGGCUUCUCUGUUCAGGCGGGAACUUUGGAAUUUGCCGGACUGAUGGAAAGGAAGGAGCAGCAUUGCUUUCUGGGGUCAACUUGCGAGUUCGGACCCUUGCGUGGUUUUGCGCUCAGCCCUGCAGACCUCGUUGUUGCCAUUCCUUCCACAAGCUUUUGCAGCCAGGGUCAAGGAUCCCUUGGGACAGCUGCCGUUUCUUCUAGAGCUGAGUGGGCCGGGCCUUGGGCAGUCACAUUGCUAACGCAACACAGCCACGAGGCAAUCUCAGUGGUAUUGCCCGAUGUCCCUGCCGGAAUGUGGAAGCUGUGCUAUUGUGUGUACGCUGAUGAGGGUUGCCCUGCAGCAAGAUACACUAUUGACAUCGGAAUCCUCACCAUGUCGGGUCCAGAGUUCGGCGCAAACUUCACAUGCAUGAUCAAUGCAAGUGAAUGUCUUAUUGGCCCCGUUGCUGGUCAAGGUGUGUCGGCGCAAGACCAGAUCAUGCUGGUGGAGUCUAGCUUGAGCUGCGGCAAUGUGAGCGGGGACUCCGAUGCAGAAGAAGGAGCUGAUCUUGCGGGCCUGAUCUUGGACGUGGGGCAGGCGCCGCAUGCGCGGACGGCAUAUCUCAUGUUCCCUCUUCCAAAUGCUUCGGAACGCACUGCGCGCCCUGGCACCUGGAAGAUAUGCUAUUGUGUGGCCCAUGAAGAUAGGUGCUCCACUUUUUCAGGCUUUUCAGCUUCGGUUGGCCAUCUCGUCAUCACGGGACCAGACAUGGCUCAGCAGUACGGAUGUACACUGGGGAUGCCAUGUCAGCUAGUGCUGAAAGGGCAUGGGCUCAGCAGGAGUAAUGCAAUCAUGCUCGUACAUGUUGCGAGCUCUUGUGGAUCUGCGCCACCCUUGCUUGGUCACGUUGGUCUUCAAUGGCCGCAGCGGCCAACACUUCAAGGCCCGAAUCACUUUGCGGCCGGGACUCCAAAGGCUGGCCCUGUCGGGUCUGUUGGACGACUGUGUUGGGCGUAUAGCUGGUCACAUUGGGAAGACUUUCAUGUGGACCUGGGCAUUUUCUCUAUGGCUGGCCCGGAGCAGCAGGGCAGCUUUGUCUGCACUUUUGGGUUGGCCUGUGCGUUGCAAGUACGAGGGCACGAGAUUCCUGAGUCAAGUGAGCUUUGGCUUAUCGGUGGUGACAGGCCCGUCUCCGCUACUUGGGAGGCCGCAGCCCUUGAGCGUUCAUGCUCCGUAGCUGAAGCGCAAGAUUCAGCGUCUAUAGAAGGUUUUACGAAUCCCAUGGCUCCGCAAAACGCCUCCCUCGAACAUGCAACCUUUGUAGCGGGAGUGGCCUUGGCAGGAGCUGUUGGCCCAUUCUUCCGCGUUUGUUGGCGGCCUUCACCAGCUUUUCCCUUUAUGCUUGAGGUUGGGAAUUUCUCCUUGGUUGGACCCGAGGCUAUGGUGGGCGUGUGCGUGAAGGGCUAUCCUUGCAACCUGACUCUCGCUGGCUUUGGUUUGAGCUCCCACAACACCUUGCAGAUAUCAAGGACCAACUGCACCUUCUCCAACGAGUCGCUCGACAGUUCUGAUCCAAACAGUCAGGACAGCGAUGCAGACGACAUCGUCAACGUUGCAUCUGUCGUUCCGGGCUUGCUGGGCAUGAAAGACUUCAGUGCACCUUUGCAACCUCGAUUAGGCACAUCAGAUAUCUACGAUUUGGGAACGGUGACAUCUGGGAGAGCAGGGCUACAGCUGGUUCUUUGUUGGUCAGGUGAGCAAGGCAGUGAGCCCGUGUCGAUUGGAACUCUGCACAUUGCUGGACCCACUAGCGGUCAAGAGCUUGUUUGUGACAGCGGCAGUACUUGCCAACCUUAUAUAGGUGGAUUUGCCAGCCCUCUGUGGAAAGAAUACUGGCUUGUGACAGGAAGUGGUCAAUAUCUACCGAACUUUGCGAUCUUCUUGAGCAGCCAAUGCGAGCCGGUGUGGGGCCAGCAUGGAGGAGAUCUAACGCACACAUGGGAGCGUUUACCUGCAGGCGAAAAGAAUUUCUUCUACUUCGUGUCUGGAAAACUGCAAGCUUGCCCGAACUUCGUUCUCCACUUACAUCCAACAGACUGCACCGUGGUUGCCAGCCCAUGGGCCGAAGGUACUGAUGAUGUGGGGAAGGUGUGGAUCCAAGUGCCAAGUGAGUCCGGACAAUACCAUUGGCUUUUGACCCCCAGCGACAGCCCCUGUCCGUACAAGAUGCUUGCGGCAGAGGCAGGGACUUUGCGCAGCAAAGAUUUCUUCCGCAGCCCACUCGCACAGUGGAAGAUUUUGCAGCGAGAUGCUUCGCCUUGGCCGCAUCGCAGUAGCUUUUUGCUGCUUCCUCAAGGUACAGGAUGUAAUAUCACGGAUGACCGACUAGCCCUGAGACUUCACAAGCCAGGCUUGGUGAAUCCCGCCCAAUGCUGCGAGCGUUCGGGUCAAACACAAAAGCUUGAGCUGCAGAUGUCGUUCGGUGCAUACGAAACAGGGCCUGGCAAAUUCGAUGUUUGUUGGGGCCGGACCUUUGGUGAUGGUUUGAGUGGAGGCGCUGAUAACCCAGCCCCUGCAAACGAGUUUCCAGUGCUGUUGGGUGUGUUAUCGCUGCUUGCGCCAGAGGCGAUCGGUGCGAUUGGAUGCACCUUGGGCUUGGAAUGUGUCAUUGAGGUGUCGGGACUUGGCUUGGCUUCAUUGGAUUCCAUUGUGAUUCAUACUGGUGACUCAUGCGACUGGCCGCAAUUGCCACCCUUCAGCUUGCAUGGGGCUCCCAACUGUUCGUCAUUUGGUCUAGACAGCUAUAUCGAUGCACAAGUCAUAGGGAAUAGCCGAUGGAUCAUUGCGACAACAUGCCCUCGAGGUUCAAUUGGUUCGCAUCUCCCCCAACCGAAAGUGCUCCUGCGCAGCUAUUCUAUGCCUGCAGUAGUGCAGCUGAUGCAGGAAGAACAUUACCUUCCACUUCCUAAUGGCACGGUGGGAGUUGCUUUAGAUGGUCUGUCCAUAUCUGGUGAAAGGCCACCAGACAAUGUAGACGAAUGCGGGCUGGUUGUGGCGCCUUCUGGGGCUGCAUACUAUGCGACUGCUCCAGGCUUGUGGCGCAGCAAGCCGUGUAACAUGGCAUUAUCAUGGGCAUUGUUCCUUAAUGAGUCGCACGAACCGUUGCUGGGAUUCAUUAUGGAUGGGCUGCCCCUGUUUGCGCCACUGCCGAACAGCAGCAACCAUACCACUGACAUAUGUGGUGGACAUGCAGAUGACCUGCCUUUCUACCACUAUCAUGCUGCUUCAUCGGAGGAGCAGCACUCUGGCAGGCUCUUGGGAUGCCUGCGCGCGGUUGCCAAGGGGGGGCAGGGCUUCACACCUCCACCAGCACCCGUUGCUUGGCCUGAGCUUCAGGCAGUGGACCUUAGAUGGCUUGCUGACAUGGUUAGGUUUGGUGAUCAAGCAGUUCUCCUGCAACAUGCACGUGCUGCUGCUCGCUUCUUGCCAGAAACUGUGAUCAACGCGAGCCGAGCAUUAUACAGUGUGUCUCAGCCUUCUGGAAGUGUGCUUGCAUACUCGAUUUGCUGGGGACAUGGACUCUCCUUCGAUGUGCACAAGGUCUUGCUGGGGUCUCUCACAUUUUCCGGACCGUUCAGGAAGCACUUCCGUUGCACAUAUGCUUCAGCCUGUACUUUAGUGGUGGAUGGCUCUGGGCUGGGCCAGCAAAAUCGCCUGGUGCUUGGUAACAACAGCUGCCAGGACAUAGUAAACUUGCCCGGCUUUGCGCAACUGCCCCUGGCAGCUGUGUCAGCAACGAGCAGCACAUCCAUCUUCAGAGUUGGUGUUUUCUUUCCAGACACUGUGCUGGGGGCAGCUUUGAGAGUAUGUUGGCAAGCUUCAGACGUCGUCCCAGGCGCUGUGGACGUCGGGAGUCUUGAGCUGGUGGGACCAACUCAGUUGAACUUGUUCGUCGUCUGCUCACCAGCUCGCCUGUGUGAUUUUGUCAUGGAUGAGUACAUGCCCACCGAUGCCAUCCCCGUAGUGAUUCGCGCGGGAAAUGGCACAUGUGACUCAGAUGCGGCAUCCACCAUAUUUGAGGGAAGCAGAGGCCUUCAACAGCCCCAGGGCAGUUCAUGGCCAUACACUUUCGGGAAACUUCCCGCGGGAGCACUGCCUGGAACUUUCUCACUCUGCUGGCAUCCGGUCGACAAUGGGCACUCUUCCGAAUUUGCUGUGACCGUCGGCACGUUACGUGUUAGGGGCCUGCAGUCUUUGGAAGUAGACCCGCCACUAGCUGCCGGGAUUUCAUCUCGCCUGAAGCUUGUUGGGGUUGGCUUGCUUUUGACGGAUCAGAUCCGAUUGGUCGAGAGUUCCAUCUCAUGUGGCUAUGAAGGCGCGAACAUCAGCACGCAGUACUUGAUGGAAAUCGAACAAGACCCUUCUACAAGUGACAUUGAUGCAGCAAUGAUGCAUCCCCACAAUGAGCCAGCAGGCCUGAAUGCCUCAGACACAUCAUCUGCAUCCGUUGUGGCAUGGAAUGUCACUCUUCGAGUGGGCGGACAGUUUCGUGUUUGCUGGUGUCCAAGUGACGGGGUCAACAUGAUGGACUGUGCGACGGCGGCUGACUUUGCAUCAGAUGCUGGUACACUCGUUUCUAGAGGGCCUCUGAGCUUUGUCAGCACAGCCAGCAGGCGGCUUUCUGAGACAAAGUAUGUUGCCGGCGUGCCCUUCGUCUUUGAGAUGUCCGGUUAUAUGUUGAGUGUCUAUGACCGUGUCAAGAUCUUGCCUAGUGAUUCAUCGCCCUGCAGCAAUGCACCACAGAGGCCUUACCCAGCUGAAGAUGGCGCUUCGUUGGAGGAUCCGCAGGUGUCCGACACUGGGCUCCAGGAAGAAUGGGCAAACACCACUAUCCUGGCAAGUGGACAAUAUGAUGUCUGCUGGUGUGCAGCAAGCUUGGAAGGACCCUUCUGCUCAGAAAGGUACACUUUCAUUGAUGUGCUUACAAUUGCAGGCGCGCGAUUGUCAUCUGGACUUUCGGGUAUGCCGCUCGAAGUGUUUGCAGGCAUCCAGACCCAGCUAGAAGUCUGGGGCACUGCCCUGACCAGUACUGAUCAGAUCAAGGUCGUCCUAGAUACUACGCAAGGAUGCAUGGAACCAACUGAUAAUGCUUUCGCGCUGCCCUCGCUCUUGCAACCCACGUACUUAGAACCAAGAGGUGCGGGAUCUUUUGAGAGGUUUGACCUGCUUGUCCGGCAGCCUCCGCGCUGUCGCGUCUGCUGGUGCAGUGGUAUCUCGUUGCAAGGGUGCCGCAAUUCACCACGAGAUGGCGAGCAGUCCUGGGUUGAUCUUGGGGCAGUUGAAAUUUACGGUCCAACGCUAGCCGUGCCUGAUGGAAUUGCACAAGCUGGAGUGAAUUUUACAUUGAUCGCGCGCGGAGGUGUGGGUCUACCGCCUACUGUCUCCGCAACUGCACGCAUGCGGCCUGAUGACGUAUCUUGCGAGAGUACCUGGCAGCAAGACGUCCAAGCACCACCUGGACAAGCUGGAGAAAACAGAGUGGACUCCAAUUUCUCGGAGACAUGGAUUUGGCCUGGAAUCCAGAUCAACUCCGCGGGCGUUUUCCGUGUUUGUGCGCAACUGGCGGCUUGUUUGAGGAAGCCGUGUCCAAGUGGCCACAAAUUUGGUUUUGGUAUGCCAUGGGAUUUAGGCGUUUUUAGCGUUGGCGGGCCGCAGCUUCUUACCAGCAGUGCCGUGCCUUUUGCAGGGGUAGCGUUUGAAGUGAGGCUGCGUGGAUUUCACCUCACCACCGACGAUGAGCUGCAGGUCAUACGAGCCUCUGAGAAUUGUGGGGCUGCGACACAAGCUGCUUCCUUUUCUGCAUCCGCUCAGCUUGUUCAGGACAACAAGUCAAGCAGUGACGACUUCAACACGUCUGAAAUCGCCUGGCUUUUGGAGCCUCUUCCUGCGGCUGGCCUUUAUCGGAUUUGCUGGUGUAGCAGCUGGCGAACAUGUAACACCGAUGCGUUCCUAGUAGACACCGGCAGUCUUCUGGCAUUUGGCCCCGAUGGGGCGGCAGAGGCAGUUUGCGUGAAGGGCGCCGCGUGCGAAGUAGAAUUGCAUGGAGCAGGGAUGCUGUCUUACGGGCCAGAUCCGCCAGUCGCCGUCCUGCGUAGAAGCUGCGCAGACAAAGAUGAAAAUGAUGAAGCAGAUGUUGGCUCAGUCCAAUUUUCAUCUCCGGACAGGCUUCUUGUGCAGUGGGCGUCCUUGCUGCACAGAUCUGUUGACCGCUACCGUAUCUGCUGGGCUGUCAGUGCAGCCAUGGCCAAUUACAGCGCGGAUGCUGGUAGCAUUUUGCUGGCAGGCCCUUUGUCAUAUCCACCUGCCCACUGCAUUACCGGAAGGCUUUGUUCCGUUUUAGAUGUAGCAGGCGUUGGGCUGUCAAUCGGCGACCGCCUAACUGCAAGAAGUGCUGCAUGCGGAGAGUUUGACCAGGACCUCGGUGAUGGGCGCCUUUUUUCAGUGAGUCCAGGCAGAGAUGGUUUCGAGACUGUGGAGUUUUUCACAUCGGUGCAGGCCCGCUACGUUCGAAUCUAUCCGACGAUGUGGUACGGAAAUAUUUCUUUGCGAGCAGGCCUCAUUGUGCAAGUUUGUGAAACAUGUACGUCCAGCACGAUGGUUGAUGUGGGGGAGGAUGCUCGAAGCUUCUCGUCGUCCAGGCAAAGCACUUCUCCAUCGGAAUGCUUUUCGUGUGGUCGACUGGACUCCUCGACAGCCUGGGUUGCCGAUGAAGCGCGGCCUGGAGAAUGGUAUCAGUUGGACGCGGGCAAGCUGAUGUAUGUAUCAGGGGUCGUCAUAAGGGGGCGGGCAGAUGCUGAUGAGUGGAUAACUAAGUUCCUCAUUUCCUACAGUAAAGAUGGAGCGACUUGGACAAGGCUUCGAGAAAUGCGUGGUGCUGAUGGUUUCCCGAACUCGGGCGUGGCUGUGGGACUUAUGAGUCAGGGGAAAUCCCAGUUUACGUGGCCUGGCAGCAUUGCUGCGAGAGGUGGCAUCUACACAUUGUGCUGGCGGCGUAAACCGACUGGACCGGAAGUUCGAAGCGAACCCAGCCGUUCGUUCGCGGAGUUUGUUACAACACUGGGUGCGCUUAUGGUCGACGGACCACAGGGUGGACAGACUUGGCAAUGCAAGGUUGCCAAGAGUUGUCAGAUAUCAGGCUUGAAGGGUCGGGGCCUGCAACAGGGCGACUUGCUCCGACCUUUGCCCCUAUGUAGUGUGAGCGAGGUCUCCUCUGUGCCAUAUACAGCUGCGCAGGAUGACCUUGGAACUGGCUUCGAUUGGGGUUUGUCAUUGCAAAGCUAUUUGCCCCGCUCCUAUCGCUUGUGCUGGUGCCGCCCGUGGAACGAUACCCAGUUUCUUAACGACUCAACACCAGGAGUGGUGCCAGGGUGUGGGCCGAACAACAUAUUAGUCGAUGCAGGGGUUCUAAGUCUGACAGGGCCACAACCCGACAACUUGUUUACAUGCUUUGCAGGAGAAGAAUGUGUUGGAAUUCCUUUGCUAGGGGAGCAGCUCAAUGAUGGUGACAUGCUGCUGGUGAUGUACUCAAACGAAUCUUGCGGUGACAAGCCCACGCCUAUCACAGGAAUGCCCAAUGCGGGCUUUUCGGAGCCAGCUGACGCCAGAGGAACGAGAUUCUACUGGCGUGAAGCGCCUGUCACGGCAUCUGGUGCAGAUUACCGGCUAUGUUGGUGCAGUCCAUCAUUCUCGUCUUGCAACGCAUCUGCUGACUUUGACACCCUCGCAGGCACUUUGCGGUUGAUAGGUCCUGUGAGAGACCAAGUCAGAACUUGCGUAGCUGGCCUGCCUUGCACGCUGCAGAGCCUCAGCGGGCAUUACUUCACCAACGGAGCUAUCAGUGUACAGCAGUUUUGUGAUACCGACCCCCAGGCCAACAACCUGACAGAUUUUCAGGAGGUCGGCUUCGGUGGCAGCGCGCAGUUCGGUGAGGGUGGGGAUGCGGCCUGGGUGGAACCUAACAGAGCCAACGGAGGCAUAUACAAGCUUUGUUGGAAGGGAGUCGACCAGUCCAGCUUUGGUGCUGAGGUUGGGAGCAUUGUGCUUCUUGGCCCUGUGGCAGAUCAUCGCCGCACAGCCUCGGACUCAUCCGCACUGAUUGUCUCCCUGUUCCAGGGUGCAGUUCCGAACUCUGCAUCACAGAUGGGGGACCGAGUGAGGAUAGCCGACAGCUGCAUGCAAUCUUCCACUUCCGUAGCAGGCGUUGAGGGCGCAGGAAUAUCUCAAAAGUUGGAACCAAACGCAUCUUUUUUCCGGUGGGGAGAGUCGUUGCUGUCGGCCCCUGGUGGCGAGUAUCGUAUGUGCUGGUGCGCUGGCCACCGCUUGGACAACUCACCACGUGCAUGCAAGCUUCCUGGCGACUUCGUGGUGGAUGUUGGUGCCUUGGCCAUCAAUGGACCAGCUGGCGGUCAAGCCUGGGCUUGCGACACUAGCCGUCCGUGCUCUAUCUAUGGAAUGCGCGGGGCCGGGCUUACAGUGGAAGACAAGCUGCUAGUCAAAGAAGGCAACUGCUUCGGUGGAACGCCUCUCCGGGGUUUGCACUGGGCCAGUGUGGGCACUUCUGUCGAUGCUGGUGGCAGACUGGCAAAUGUUACCUGGGGUAGUCAGACUGUGGCUGCGGAAGGUGGCCACUAUCGAGUUUGCUUUUGCACUCUUGUAUUUGGAGAGCCUUGCAAUUCCCAAGUGCCGCAUCGCUUCACAACUGAUGCCGGCACCCUGACAGUCAAUGGUCCACGCCCAACGCAUACGCCCUGGGCAGUACAGUUCGGUGGUGGCGGCGCAGAUAUAGCAUCGCAUGUCCUUGUAGAUUCUGCAGAGCCUGAAAAGGGUCUGGGUCAUGCCCUUCUUGCAGGCACCACCAACAGCACAAUCGUAAACCCGCAAACAACAAAAGGUGUUGCGGAGGCCAGCGGGAUGACAUGGACAGAAGGGAGGUCCAGCUCCGACUACGUCGAUGUUGAUUGUGGCUGGAUGCGACACGACAGCGGAGACGAGCAGUGGCGAUCCACCUGCCGCUUUCUGAAGCUUGCUCUGCAACCGUUGAACUUCAUUAACUUCGGGGCCCGAGAUGCCUGGGUAACCAAGGUCGGGUACAAUGGAAGCCUCUUGUGGACCAGACAACUUGGGAGUUUGGGUGAUGAAGUUCUGGGAGGACUGGCAAUCCACCGUGAGGAUCAUUCAGUGUUUGUGGCUGGUAGCACUUCGGACAAUAUGCUGUCUGGAUGGCCCUAUUCGCAGGACCUUUGCAAUCGCAGUCUUGCUAUGUUUUGCUUGUCGAAGUAG